This is a messenger RNA of Linum trigynum, 5441 nucleotides long. The record is from the annotation of a GenBank genome assembly. Lineage: Eukaryota; Viridiplantae; Streptophyta; Magnoliopsida; Malpighiales; Linaceae.
CUCCGGAUUAGUUAUGGUGACACCCCAUAUGUGAACUCUAGCAUUUAGAGGUUGCAUUCAUGGUGAAGAGACGUUAGGGAUUGAGAGAAUAAGCAUGCACAUUUUUUGCAUCAAAUUGUCCUGACCCCACUGGUCGAGAGUGAGCGAUUCAUUUUCUCAUAUUAUCUAUACACUUUAUCCCGGUGAGGACCUAGAUUGCUUGGUCUUAAUUUUGAUAUCUUGAGCUUUGUGCAUGAAGUGACUGUUUUGAAUAAGUGGUUGAGUCAAGUCUAUGUUGGUUGGUGAACAGAAAGGAACUCUUCCUUUGCUCGACUUUAUUGCAUUCGAAUGUCAUCUGUGGUGGUUGUCUAGGUUGUCGUUGAGGUUGUCCAUGUGUUAAUGAUCGAAAGCCAAUAUGAUCCACGUGUUUGUGCUGAUAUGAUAUGCCCUAAAGCCUGCUUGAUUGAAACGUUUUGAGCUUACCUUGUGUCUGACUUGGUUUGCUUGGGGACAAGCAAACGGUUAAGUGUGGGGGGAUUUGAUGACUCGAUAUUUGCACAUGUUUUCCCCUUUGUUUCUUGAUAGUUUGAGAUUUAAUUAUCGCUUCUUUGGCCUAUUUUACGCUAGGUUGUGUUCGUUUGUCACAUUUCAGGUCCUAUCACAUAAAGUGAAGCAUAGGCGCAAGUUUCAAGUCAAUCAGAGAUCAAUUGGCGAUUCGGGAGAAGAAACUCGGGCAUGACCUGAAGAAGAAUGGAUUUCUACCUCACUUUAUGGACAAAUAAUCAUGCAAGCUUGUCAUUAAAAGAAAGAGGACGAGACUACGAGCAUCUGGGAUCAAACGGCGACUGAUUCGGAGUCCGGACGAGGGAGAAACGAAACAUUGAAUAUAGGGGAACAGGUUCGGCAGUAAAAACACGGGCGCGCCUAAAUCAAAACACGGUCUUGCCCAUAUUUAGGCACGACCGUUUUUUGGCCGACGCGCGCGGGCGUGUUUUAAACACGGGGCAAAACACGGGCGGGCUGGAGCAAAGCACGGCCGUGCCCUCGACCGUGUUUUGCCCAGUGAUGCCCUUUUAGGCAGAUUUCAGCCAAAACAGAAGGGGAUUCGAGUUUUAGAGAGACAGAGCGAUUCCUAGAGAGAGAAAGCGAUGAACAAGAGUCUCCAAGUGCCCUAGCUUGAUCUUCAUCACCAUUGGAGCUUGGCUUGAGCUUGGAGAAGUGCCGAUCAACGUCCAGGAGCAGGAAUCCAUCCUUCACAGUAUGAAUUUCGCGUCUGAUUCUGCUUUUGCUUCUUUCUCCAUGGAGUAGUUCUCCCAUUCAUCUGGGUAUGGAGAACCCUAGAUUUGUAUGUUAGGUUUGAUUAUAUGAACCCAAGUACUGAUUCUAUGAUUUGAUAAUAUUCAAUUGAGGUUUGAAUGAUUGAAUGGCAUGAAUCCUGAUCAAAUUCAUGUUGUUUCUGCUUUAACCUAGAAUGAGAAUAUCUGCCUAGGUUGAUAGAGCAUCCUUGAUUGAAGGUAGGGAGUUGGUGACUUUAUUCGAGGAGCCAACUCACUAUUCUGUACCGAAUUCACUUCGGUAGUGGAGGUUUUGUUUGUUAGGGCCUCAAUCUGUUUACUCCGGUGGAGGUUAGUCGCCCGCUAGAAACUCAGAUUGAGAGGGUCUGGAGACCUUUAGUCGAGACUUCAGACUACUUAAGAACCUUCCGUAGUAUAACUAUCAUAGAAACAGAACUUGGUAAUUGCAAUCCGGCUUAACUGCAGUCUAGGGGCAACCAUAUCCGGGUGACCUCUCUUAACCUGAAAACAACCGUUUACUUGCUUUGUUUGUUUGUUAGUUUAGACUUGCAUUAAAGUUUCAUUGCUAGAUAACAAGAAUUCACCGAGUAGUCAUCAAAUCUAGGACCCGGGUUGACAUUAAAACCCAAACCCGCUAUACUACGCUUUAGGAAGUGGUUUCACUUGGCCAAUUCCUAGAGUGACAGUAGAAGUGAGUUAAGCACACAGAAGUUGUCACGGAGAGCUCCCGUGAUGAUCAUGAUCAGGAAUGGCCUGUCGUAGUCGACCACACCUUCCCACAUCCCAAUCUGAGCUUUGAAGAGGCGGGCAUGAGUGAGGAGAUGCAAGAAGAUCUCAUGAAAGAAAUUGCUUGGCAACUUGCUCUCCAAUCCGUGCUAGAAGAAGAAGAGCAAGAAAGGGUGCAGAAAGAAGUUGUGGAGGAUGACGAAAGUGAAGCAGGAGGAGUUAUUGAUCAUUUCCCAGGGGUGAUACCACAUGAACAAGGAAGGGAGGUAGAAGAAGCAAUUGGCGUCCAGGCCGAGGACAAAGUUGAGGUGGAAGAGGCCUGCAUCGGUCAUGAGUGGCAAGUAAUAUCCCCACCAAACUUUGAGGAACUGCUUAGCAAGGACCCAUUUGCAGUGUCUCUUUGCCAGACCAAGGCCACAUCGACAUCGGUCCCUCUUGGUGGACGCAAUGGUGGUCAAUCGAUGUUGUCAUAUCUGGUUUGGGGCAAUGAGACGAGAGAAGAGAAGAGGAGGUCUCGAGGGUUGAGACUUCAUCUGCAUCAAGUGCACGAGCUUCCAUCUACUGUCAUACCACAUGCUCAUGACUUGAGAUUCCACCUCAUCGACGAGAACCUCAACUUCAAAGAGGUUUUGGGGUUGACCGAAACUUAGGAGCCAUCGUCCGGCUCACGACGUGAAAGAAGCGCUUGUUUGGAGGCAACCCAACCAGUCAGUUUGCAUUUCUUUCUCUUUUUCUCCUUGGUUGAGUCAGUUUUGUUAUUUGAUUUUAGAGUCAAUAACUCAACCUUUGUGAGAUUUUGUGUGGUGUUUGUGUUCCGACUACUCUCUCCUCCUGGAAUGCACCGCCUGCCCUGUCCACCAUCAUUCACCCUUGAUCUGGUAACUUCGUUCUAACCUCCUUAUCUUUCCUUCAUUGAGGACAAUGUCGUGCUUAAGUGUGGGGGGAUGUUCGAUUAUGAAUGCGUGUGAAUGUUUGGUUGUUUGUGUGCUUGGAGCCUAGUCCACUGUCCAAAUUUCGAUUUGAGGGCUCCAAGUACGUGUUCCUUGCAAUUGCCUGCUCAGUAUGCUUUGAAUUGACAGUCUUUAUAGUAAUAUGCAACCUAGGGAGGUAGUGUAGCACUAUGGAUGAUGUUGAUGCAUUUAAGAAGUCUCCUUUCUUCUUCAUAUUGUGUUGGUUGAUUGUGUGAAUUAGUGAUCUUAGGACUCUUGAAUUGUGUGGUGUUGUGGACUCUCUACCUGUCAUGGAAUCCUGUAUCAUGUUUUGAAAUAAAAGGUGCUCGAUAAUGUGCUUUAAAAUAACGUCUCCCGUGCGAAUAGGGAGAAAGUGUGUAAGGGGAGACGGGAAUUCGUUCCCAAUUUCCACCUACUAUCUCCAGUCCCCUUACAUUCCUUUUCCCCACACGAGGCUGGAGACAUUCGCUCCCGGCAUGGCCGGUAAGAGCUGGGUUCCCGCAAAACCUUUGCUAGGUGGGAGCCCCGUUUUCUGAAAAUCGGGUUGGAACCCUUGAAAAAGAAAGAAAAAAAAAGAGAACAAAAGAAAAGGAAAAAAAGGGGUUCCAACCGUCUUCAAAAAGAAAAUAAGAGCACCUUGAAAAAUGUGAGUCCAUGAUCUUUUGUUUUUUAGAGUCUCUUCGUCCACGAUUCAUUUGUCCUCUGAUCACUAUUUGCCAUGAUGCCGACUCGAGACUAGCGUUCUCGCCGAAGAAGCUAUGAGAUGACUUGUGCGUCGGUUGACCUUGUAAGCUGCUAAAUGAUCUAGAAAAUCCUCUAUCAAGGAUCAAGGGUGCAUGUUGCUAUAGAGGUCUGCAGAGCUGCAUUGGUUUGAGUUAGGUUUGCUUGGGGACAAGCAAACGGUUAAGUGUGGGGGGAUUUGAUGACUCGAUAUUUGCACAUGUUUUCCCCUUUGUUUCUUGAUUGUUUAAGCUUGCAUUAUUGCUUCUUUGGCCUAUUUUACGCUAGGUUGUGUUCCUCUGUCACAUUUCAGGUCCUAGCACAUAAAGUGAAGCGUAGGCGCAAGUUUCAAGUCAAUCAGAGAUCAAUUGGCGACUCGGGGGAAGAAACUCGGGUAUGACUUGAAGAAGAAGGGAUUUAUACCUCAGUUUGUGAACAUAUAAUCAUGUAAUCUUGUCAUGAGAAGAAAGAGGACGAGCCUACGAGCGUCUGGGAUCAAACGACACCUGAUUUGGAGUCCGAACGAGGGAGAAACGAAGAAUCAAAGAUAGGGGAAAAUUGGUUUUGGGCUUCUCUGAGAAACAGAAGGGGGCCCUAUCGUGAACCAAAAAUCCCCGGUCGUGAACCAAAAUCCCCGGUCGUGACCCAAAAAAUCCCCGGUCUUGAACCAAAAAUAACCGACCGGGUAUUUUGACCGGGGAUCGCGAACGCAGGCUGUUAAAAGCCUGUUUUGUGCAUUUUUGCAAGGGAGAGCUGGGUUUUGGAUCCCAAACACCCAAGGGACGAACCAAAGAGAGAAAGGGCGAUCUGAGGGCAUUCUAAGAGUGGAAUUGGAGGAUUUCUUCGCCUUGGAAGCUCGAGGAACAAGCCCGGACUUGAAGAUUGAUCAUCUGAAGAGUCUUACUGCAGUCUCUCUCUUCUCUAUGGAGUAACUUCCCUUCACUUAGGUUUUGAGGAACCCUAGCUAUAUUUGUUUGAUUGGAUGAUUGUAUGAGUACUCUGACUUGAUAAUCUUGAGUUCAUAUUCAAUCUAUGCAUGUUUUCAUGAUUCAAUUCUGCUUUAGUCGAGAUUAUUGACUCUGCUUUGAUCCUAUGAGAGGGAAUACCUGAUUAGGUCAAUAGAGCACCAUAGAUUGAUAGUAGUGGAUCGAUUGCUUUAGUCGAGGGUUGAUUCACUGCUUUGUAUCGAUUGAGAACCUCUUUCGAUAGGAGGAGUCUAGUUCAGAACAAUUUGAUCAGUUGUUCUAGAGAAGGAUACGUCCCUCUAGGCAAUUUACUCAAGAGGGCCUUGUUCCUUUAGUCGAGACUCAAGGUCUAGUCAAGGAUUCUCCACAUUGUUAAUGAAAGUGAAACAAGUUAGAAAUCAUCAAUCGUUAGUCUGGCUAGUGGCUAGGGGGAAUCAUACCUAAGUGAGUUCCCAACCUGUAAUUAGAUUAACUUUAACUGUAGUUUGCUAGAGUAGUUUUAGUUCUUUCACCUUAAUCUGGUUUGCUAAAUAAUAAACUGAAGCUGAGUAAUAGUAACUCUAGAGACACGUGGAUUUGAUAUUUAUCACUUGAGCCACUAUACUGCAGUCCCUUCCAUUGGUUACACUUGGCCAUUGUUAGGUGUUGUGUCGUAGCGAGUCAUUACUCCUGUGCAGCAAAGUGGAAUCGAUCACCACUGGACGAGGCCUCCUUCAGGGACGGUGAAGCUCAAUACGAAUGCGGGUUUGUGUGCAGAUGGUAGUGGCCUAGGGGUGGUGGUGCGAGAUUAAAAUGGCAGGUUCUUA